Eruca vesicaria subsp. sativa (arugula) is the source of this 369-nucleotide messenger RNA. Lineage: Eukaryota; Viridiplantae; Streptophyta; Magnoliopsida; Brassicales; Brassicaceae. The record is from the annotation of a GenBank genome assembly.
AUGUCAUGGAACUCUGUUUCUGCUAUUACCCUUGUGAGAUUAGCUUCCAUAGUUGCUGGAGAAAAGGCUAACUCCUACUUAACCACUGCACAUUGUCUCUUGCAGGCAGUCCUCGAGUUGAGGUUGAAAGAACUGGCUGUGGCGGUGCCGCCGUUGAUGUGCUGUGCUGCGGAUAUGAUCUCUGGAAACAAGUUGUGUUGGUUGGUUCUAAGUCUUCUUCAGUCGGUAGACUUCUCAUCUGAUCCGAGGCCAAGCAUCUCUAAAGGCGCACAAGAUUUGGUGCAGAAAAUGCUUGUGCGUGCACCCCAACGGAGAUUAACUGCACAUCAAGUACUGUGUAAGUCAUUCAAGUCAAAGCAUUCGUCUUGA